AUGUCAGUACUUUGCAGUAACUAUGCUCGAGCAGCAGAGGCUGAUGUGAAAGGCAGUAACCCUCAAGGAUCCCUGGUGCAUCAUCACGGAAGGACUUGCAAGUCUUGCUUUGGCUGCCUGACCCCCUCGAAGGCCCAGCAGCAGCACCAGCAGCAGCACCAGCAGCAGCAGCAGCCGUGCCUUGCUGAAGGGCUUCCAGCUGCAACACGUUCCUGCCUGGGUAGCUGGGAACCGCCUCGCUCCGGGGCUGGAACACCAGCUCCCACAGGCCAGCUGCUCCCUGAGGGGCCCGUGCCCAAGCUGCUUCAACUCCCAGGCAGAGGUAGGCAUCUAGCUGUAACCAUACCAAAGUUCACAAAAAUAAGCAACGCCAGGGCUACAUCUUUCAAACUGCCAAAGCAGAAGAAGGUUCAGCAAAAGCAGUACAAAAGAGUUAAAUUAAAAUUAUCUGAAACGGGGCUGUUCUCUGCAAUACAUGUUGGAUCAAAGUGCACUCAGAAGAUUGCAAGUACUAAAAUUUCAUUGUCUGCAGGAAACAAAUAUCAUAAUCCGAAAGCGAAAGAGCGAAAGAAAGAGCGAAAGAGCGAAAGAAAGAGCGAAAGAGCGAAAGAAAGAGCGAAAGAGCGAAAGAAAGAGCGAAAGAGCGAAAGAAAGAGCGAAAGAGCGAAAGAAAGAGCGAAAGAGCGAAAGAAAGAGCGAAAGAGCGAAAGAAAGAGCGAAAGAGCGAAAGAAAGAGCGAAAGAGCGAAAGAAAGAGCGAAAGAGCGAAAGAAAGAGCGAAAGAGCGAAAGAAAGAGCGAAAGAGCGAAAGAAAGAGCGAAAGAGCGAAAGAAAGAGCGAAAGAGCGAAAGAAAGAGCGAAAGAGCGAAAGAAAGAGCGAAAGAGAGAAAGAAAGAAAGAGCGAAAGAAGAAAGAAAGAAAGAAAGAAAGAAAGAAAGAAAGAAAGAAAGAAAGAAAGAAAGAAAGAAAGAAAGAAAGAAAGAAAAGAGCAAUUUCCUCCCCUUUAUUCCCUCUUCAUCAGAGCAGUAACACCAGAUACUUAACAUGA
Molecule: messenger RNA, 1047 nt
Organism: Chaetura pelagica (chimney swift)
Lineage: Eukaryota; Metazoa; Chordata; Aves; Apodiformes; Apodidae
Product: nucleolar protein 58-like
Exons: 6
Coding region: 1-1047 (348 amino acids)
Source: RefSeq, a predicted model, not a curated record